Molecule: messenger RNA, 2622 nt
Organism: Cladophialophora carrionii CBS 160.54
Lineage: Eukaryota; Fungi; Ascomycota; Eurotiomycetes; Chaetothyriales; Herpotrichiellaceae
Product: dethiobiotin synthase
Exons: 2
Coding region: 1-2622 (873 amino acids)
Biological process (GO): biotin biosynthetic process
Cellular component (GO): mitochondrion
Molecular function (GO): ATP binding; S-adenosyl-L-methionine:8-amino-7-oxononanoate transaminase activity; pyridoxal phosphate binding
Source: RefSeq, a predicted model, not a curated record
AUGCUGUGGCGCGAUCUGCGGGCAUGGCAGGUCUUCGGCGCCAACACGAAUGUCGGCAAGACCAUCGUCUCGACGUUGUUGUGUCGGGCUCUACAGAACCGUCCUGAGAGUCGUGUGCCGACGCUUUAUUUGAAGCCCGUCUCGACAGGCCCUGAGAACGAGGCCGAUGUCGGACAUAUUGGUACUUUUGUGCCCGGCGUUGUGUCCAAGAACAUCUCACAGUUCUCGCGGCCGCUAAGCCCUCAUCUGGCUGCUGAAUUAGACAAGGAUUCUUCGGUCCCAAGAUCAGAUGCAUCAAUCCUGUCAAGGGUAAAGUCUGUCCUCACCGACCACGCUACAGCAGGAGGCAGAUAUGCGCUCGUGGAAACUGCAGGAGGCGUCCUGUCCCCAGGUCCAUCUGGCACCGUUCAAGCGGAUCUCUAUCGGCCGUUGAGGCUGCCGACGAUCCUUGUCGGAGACAGUAAGCUCGGGGGCAUAGCGACCACAAUAUCCGCAUUCGAGUCCUUGCACGUCCGCGGCUAUGAUGUGGACUCGAUCGUCCUGUUCAACGACCCGGACUGGGGGAACUUUGAAUACCUCGAGAAGUAUUUCCGCAGCCACGACAUCCCGACAUUUGCUCUGCCCCAGCCCCCGCCCAAGCAUGAGAGUCCCGUGGCAGACAAAGACCAGCUUCGCAGCUACUACGCUGAUACCGCCAAUGGACGCCCCAUCAGCGCUCUCUUCGACCACCUCAGGAACAAGCACUACCGUCGCGUCUCGCAGGUGAUAUCAAUGCCCAGCCACGCCGAACAGGUUAUCUGGCAUCCAUUCCGCCAGCAUGGCAUUGCGCACAACAUCACUGCCAUUGACUCUGCAUACGACGACCACUUUCAGACGUACAUUGCCAAGGAUACACCCGAGCAGGACUUCGUCCCAGGCUUAAAGUCACUUGAAGCCGAAAACAAGCUACCGCAAUCUCUUCUCACUCCUCUGUUUGAUGCAUCGGCCUCGUGGUGGACUCAGGGCCUAGGGCACGGCAAUCCCAACAUCGCAUUGACAGCCGCCCACGCGGCGGGUCGUUACGGCCAUGUCAUGUUUGCGCACUCGGUCCAUCAGCCGGCCCUGGAUAUCUCGUACAGUCUCCUCGAAACCCUGCAGAACCCCCGUCUCAGCCGAAUCUUCUUCACAGACAACGGCAGCACAGGCAUGGAAGUCGCGGUCAAGAUGGCCCUGCGCGCUUCCUGCGCAAGAUACGGCUGGACCAAGGACGACGUGGCCGACAAGCCCGUAGAGAUUCUCGGUCUUAAGGGCAGCUACCACGGCGACACGAUUGGCGUGAUGAACUGCAGCGAACCCUCCGUCUUCAACGAGAAAGUCGACUGGCAUCGUCCCUGGGGCCACUGGUUCGAUCCACCAUCCUUGCUCUUCAAGAGAGGAAAAUGGGAACUCACAGUCCCGGCUGAAACGUCACCCUCAGCCACGACCGAGACGCAAACAUUCGAUUCAAUACACUCCAUCUUCGACUUUGACGCCCGUGCAGACGAUGCAGCCCGCUACAAAGUCCACAUCACGCGCACCCUCCAAGCACUGGUGCGUGACCAACACCGCCGCUUCGGCGCCCUGGUCCUCGAACCUCUCCUCAUGGGCGCGGGCGGCAUGAUCUUCGUGGACCCGCUAUUCCAACGGUCGUUGAUAAAGACCAUCCGCGAAAAUCCCGGAUUGAUCCACCCCACCGAGACAGGCGGCGACGACGACGACGACUCUUCGUCUUCAACCGACUGGUCCGGCGUGCCCGUCAUCGCCGACGAAGUCUUCACAGGCCUGUACCGCCUCGGGCGCGCGAGUUCCAGCUCCUUCCUCUCUAAGCACGUUGACGGUCCCGCCGCCGCUCGGGGCGCCGACACCCAAACAGAUCGUGGCCCGCCCUCACAACCGUCCAUCCACGUAGCCAUCGCGCCCGACAUCUCCGUGCACGCCAAACUCCUAACGGCGGGACUCCUCCCCUUGGCCAUCACCACGGCCUCGGACCCCAUCUUCCAGACGUUCCUGUCCGCGGACAAGACAGACGCCCUGCUCCACGGCCACAGCUACACGGCCCACCCCGUAGGCUGCAGCGUCGCGACCAAAGCGCUAGCCGAGUAUCGCAGGCUCGACGAGACCACCUCGUCAUCAUUAUCAUCAUCAUCGUCAUCAUCGAGCGCAACCUCCUCGACGUCAUGGCAACCCUUCAAGCAAGCCUGGGCCCACUCGCAAUCUGCACAAUCCACAGAUCAAACCACAUCGUCCUUACCGUCCCCAUUGACGAACGAUCCGCCACCGGCGAUAUACUCCUUCUUCCCACCCACCCUCGUCGACACCUUAUCCCACCACCCCCGUCUCUCGGGCUGUUUCGCCCUCGGCACGGUCCUGGUCCUGAAGAUGGCCCCGCCGAAGGGUUCUCCAACAGGGGGGUAUACCUCGACGGCGGCCGCGGCGCUGCAAGAGCGGCUCUUGACGUUGCUGGACGAGGAAGGGUGCGGGAUCCACUCGCGCGUGCUGGGCGACGUCAUUUAUUUCAUGGCGAGUCUGACGACGAGCGCGGAGCAGAUUGGGAGGGUGGGCAGGAUGAUUUUGAAGGGUUUGGAUAUGGAAGUCGGGGCGUAA